Gastrolobium bilobum is the source of this 2672-nucleotide messenger RNA. RefSeq names its product probable glycosyltransferase At3g07620. The transcript is spliced from 5 exons. The record is from RefSeq and is a predicted model, not a curated record. Gene Ontology annotation, molecular function: glycosyltransferase activity. The coding region runs from base 512 to 2341 and encodes 609 amino acids. NCBI's taxonomy places the organism in Eukaryota, Viridiplantae, Streptophyta, Magnoliopsida, Fabales, Fabaceae.
CUGCGUGGGAUUCUCGAAGAGUUUGUAACUUCAUUCUCUUCUGCUUUGAGCGGCCGAAGGCUUCUUUGUUUGGCUCCUGAGAAAAUUGAAGAUAACAAAAGAAAAAAGCUUGAAGGAUAACUCUUCAGUCUUCACUGCUCUGAGUUCAUGCAUGCUUGGGACUGAUGCAGCCACAUUGCCACUCUCUCUCUCUCCCUCCCACACACGUACAAGCAGAGAUUAUGCAUCCUUCUAGCUGAUUGAGCUUGCGCCAUUUAAGAAAUAGUGAAAAUUUAGACCCCAAUUGUUUCUUUUUCUUUAAUUUUCGUGCAGCAAUUUUCUGGCCUGCCUGCAAACUCUCUGAUUAUCUAAUUUUCCAUUUUCUUUUAGGAUACUUCUAUUUCUUUUCAAAGUCUGAAUUUCAGUGAAUUGGGAGCUUAUGCAGCAUAGUAUUGGCCAUAUUGAAAUUAAUUUCCGAAGAAUUAUUAAAGUAAUUUGGGUGUCACCUGACCUCUGUUCUUGAGGGGUUUACAUGUUUCAAUAUUUUGAUGAGUUAUGCCAUAUGGGAAACCGGAGAUUGCUUUUUCUGUUGGCGGUACUUGCUGUUAAUUAUUUGCUGUUUCAGUCAAUAUUGGUUCCAUAUGGAAGUGGAAACGCUUCUUGGUCUUCAGCGCCGGAAAACUAUGAAUUGUUACAUGAUAAAGUUAGCUUUCUAUCAUUGCACUCAACUCCUAAGUAUUUCACUAUUUGGAAUCCACUAGCAGGUAAUGCUUCAGAGUUUUCUAACUCUUCUGGUUUCAUUGCUAUGUUGGGAAAAGUGCAUAUUCCUAUUUUUGGAAAAAAUGACAGCUUGGAGUUGGAGAGUGUUGGUUUCAAUAAAAGUUUCGCAGCAGUUUUGGCCAAGGACAGUAAGGUUGGCUUUUCAGUGAAGCAAUUUUUGGAGACAAAAAGGGAUAUUUCUACAAUAUCUCAAUUGGUAGAAAAUAAAAAUAUGGAUUCAAGGGAUACAUCUCAGGGUACAACUUCCUCUGCUAAUCUGACCAGUCUUGAAAUUUCUCCCCAGAAAAAUGAUUUUUUUUCCUCAGAUAACAGUGCUGCAGCGAGUACUCCUAGGAAAAAGAUGAAAUGUGACAUGCCGCCUAAGUCAAGAACAUUAAUACAGGAGAUGAACCAUAUACUGUUGCGCCGCCGUGUUUCUUCUCGUGCAAUGAGACCAAGGUGGUCAACCAAACUUGACCUGGAAGUUCUUGCUGCAAGGUUAGAGAUUGAGCAUGCUCCUAUAGUAACAUAUGACAAAGAACUUUAUGCUCCUCUCUUUCGCAAUCUUUCUAUGUUCAAAAGGAGUUAUGAACUCAUGGAACGCAUACUCAAGGUUUAUAUAUACAAGGAUGGAAAUAAACCCAUCUUUCAUCAACCUAUACUUAAGGGACUAUAUGCCUCGGAGGGUUGGUUUAUGAAAUUGAUGGAAGAAAAUAAGCAUUUUGUUGUGAAGGAUCCUGCAAAGGCCCACCUGUUUUAUAUGCCAUUUAGUUCACGUAUGUUAGAAUACUCCCUUUAUGUUCGUAACUCUCAUAAUCGGACAAAUCUCCGUCGGUAUUUGAAGGACUAUACAGAUAAAAUUUCUGCAAAAUAUCAUUACUUCAACAGAACUGGUGGUGCUGACCAUUUUCUUGUUGCUUGCCAUGAUUGGGCUCCGUAUGAAACAAGGCACCAUAUGGAAUACUGCAUAAAAGCCCUCUGCAAUGCUGACGUAACUCAAGGCUUUAAAAUAGGAAGGGAUGUUUCUCUUCCAGAAACUUAUGUCCGGUCAGCAAGAAAUCCUCAGAGAGAUCUGGGAGGAAGGCCUCCUCACCAAAGACCCAUUCUUGCUUUCUAUGCUGGAAAUAUGCAUGGUUAUUUGCGUCCAAUAUUGCUAAAGCACUGGAAGGACAGAGACCCUGAUAUGAAGAUAUUUGGCCCAUUGCCACCUGGUGUUGCAAGCAAAAUGAGUUACAUCCAGCACAUGAAGAAUAGCAAAUACUGUAUAUGCCCUAAGGGAUAUGAGGUCAACAGCCCAAGGGUGGUUGAAGCCAUAUUUUAUGAGUGUGUCCCUGUGAUUAUAUCUGACAAUUUUGUGCCACCGUUUUUUGAGGUUCUAAAUUGGGAUGCAUUCUCAGUAAUCCUUGCAGAGAAAGAUAUUCCCAACUUGAAACACAUACUUCUUUCAGUGCCUAAAGAGAAGUAUCUCAAGUUGCAACUUGGGGUCAGAAGGGUUCAGAAACAUUUUUUCUGGCAUGCAAAACCCUUGAAGUAUGACCUCUUCCACAUGACCCUUCAUUCAGUUUGGCAUAAUAGAGUGUUUCAAAUAAAGGUGAGACGAUGAUGCGUAUGAGCCCUCUGAACUAGAAAGCUGAAGCACAUCUCGCUAAAGAGCUUAUGAAAAAGAAAAGAAGACUUAAUUAUAAUAGACACUGCUUCUUGAGAUGUGGAGGGAAUUUCUGGGUAUGAGAAAUUGAGAAAGAAGAUAGUAGGAACUAGGAAUCUAUAUUUAGUGUCCUAUUUUGUUCUGUUUGUAUAUAUGUUGCACCAUAUUUCUUCUGAAUGUAUUAAAAAGAAAAUAUUUCGGAUCAUUUUGCUGAGUCACCAUGUUUUGAAGUAACAAGUAAGCUCAACUUUUCUCUUUCUUUCAUCACUCUUGUUUCAAUUAUCUCACA